This is a messenger RNA of Drosophila miranda, 786 nucleotides long. RefSeq lists its product as uncharacterized. NCBI's taxonomy places the organism in Eukaryota, Metazoa, Arthropoda, Insecta, Diptera, Drosophilidae. Bases 47 to 769 code for a protein of 240 amino acids. The transcript has a single exon. The record is from RefSeq and is a predicted model, not a curated record. Gene Ontology annotation, cellular component: extracellular region. Gene Ontology annotation, molecular function: chitin binding.
CAGAAGCCAAUCUUCAGAAACCAUCCAGCCACAACGGUCGCACAAAAUGGCAACGAAAAGCAGUAUCUCCUGGUUCCACAUGGCUCUGGUGACCUUCGUGGGCUAUCGAACUUUGGCCCUGGACUAUGAGGAGUGUGCCAGUGCCCCCAAGCUGGGUGUCUACGUGGCCAGCCACAGCAAUUGCUCCAAGUACAUUUACUGCGCCGGAGCGGGUUCCUUCGAGGCCGAGUGCCUGGCCGAGCACUACUACGACGAUAUCAAGGAGCGGUGUGUGGAUCGAGCCCUGGUGAAGCGAUGCCAGGCAAAGGGAUUGGAUUUGGUAGCCAGCACCACCGAGUCGCCAGCGAAUCAAGAGACUUUGACGGACUUGAUAGUCAAGACAACGAAAUCCCCACAGCCUUUGGCCAUAACCCUCCGCUUACUGCAGAAUGCCGGGCCCUGUUAUCCUUAUAUGGUCUGCUACGAGGGAGCGGGCCUGGCCAAGACCUGCACGCCCGCCCAGCUGGUGUCCUGCGUCCAAAGGCAACCGGCCAGAUCCAUCAGCAGCUGCAUCACCGGUGUCUACGGCUUCAUACCGCAUCCGCGCAAUUGCGCCUACUUCUACUACUGCUCCAACGGCUACAAGAUCAUCCAUCGCUGUCCCCUGAACUACACGUGGAACUACGAGCAGCGCUCCUGUGUGCAGAGAUCCCAGCAGAAGUGCUACAGCCAGGCACUAAGACUGCGGAAGCGAUAUCCAUCAAAGCCAUUGCCGAACACGGCACAAUGAUUGGAGGCCUUAUCAGC